Molecule: messenger RNA, 1706 nt
Organism: Populus nigra (black poplar)
Lineage: Eukaryota; Viridiplantae; Streptophyta; Magnoliopsida; Malpighiales; Salicaceae
Product: glucan endo-1,3-beta-glucosidase 5-like
Exons: 2
Coding region: 63-1520 (485 amino acids)
Biological process (GO): carbohydrate metabolic process
Cellular component (GO): plasma membrane
Molecular function (GO): hydrolase activity, hydrolyzing O-glycosyl compounds
Source: RefSeq, a predicted model, not a curated record
CCCCCCCAAUGAAUGGUAUUGAAGGAAACCCUUAGAGCUCUCUCCUUUCUUGGACGAACAAAAUGUCAAGAUUAUCAAGAACUCUGCUUUGUCUUGUGCUAGCAAUCAUACUACUAUCAGGGUCAUUUCCAGUGGGAGAAUCAGCAAUAGGCGUCAACUGGGGGACAAUCUCAUUUCACAGGUUGAAGCCUUCAACUGUGGUGGAUCUGUUGAAAGACAACAAGAUAAAGAGAGUGAAGUUGUUCGAUGCAGACCCAGGUUCGCUUACUGCUUUAAUGGGGAGUGGGAUUGAAGUCAUGGUUGGGAUUCCUAAUGAGAUGUUGGCUGCUCUUAGCUCUUCAACUGAUGCUUCUGAUUUGUGGGUUAGGCAAAAUGUGUCUAGAUAUGUUGUUAAAGGUGGUGCUGAUAUAAGGUAUGUUGCUGUAGGAAAUGAACCAUUCCUCACAAGUUAUUCAGGUCAAUUUCAAUCUUUUGUUGUCCCUGCUCUGCUCAAUCUACAACAGUCUCUGGUGAAAGCAAAUCUAGCUGGUUAUGUAAAGCUAGUAGUUCCUUGCAAUGCUGAUGCUUAUGAGUCUUCUCUUCCUUCUCAAGGGGCAUUCCGACCUGAACUAACUCAGAUUAUGACUCAACUUGUGUCCUUCCUCAACUCAAACGGCUCACCUUUUGUUGUGAAUAUCUACCCGUUUCUUAGCCUUUAUGGGAACUCAGAUUUUCCACAAGACUAUGCAUUCUUUGAGGGGAGUACCCAUCCUGUUACAGAUGGGUCUAAUGUCUACAACAAUGCUUUUGACGGGAAUUUCGACACUUUAGUUGCAGCGCUCAACAAACUUGGAUAUGGUCAAAUGCCCAUUGUUAUUGGCGAGGUGGGUUGGCCAACUGAUGGAGCCAUUGGCGCAAACCUCACUGCAGCAAGGGUUUUCAACCAGGGACUUAUAAAACAUGUAUUGAGUAACAAAGGAACCCCUCUGAGACCAGGUGCCCCUCCCAUGGAUAUUUAUCUUUUCGCUCUGCUUGAUGAAGGAGCAAAGAGUGUACUCCCAGGAAACUUUGAAAGACACUGGGGGAUUUUCUCGUUUGAUGGCCAGGCUAAAUAUGCACUGAACCUUGGUUUGGGUAACAAGUUACUGAAGAAUGCAAAGAAUGUCGAGUAUCUCCCAUCAAGGUGGUGUGUGGCAGACCCCUCAAAAGAUUUAACAAAUGUAGCCAACCACCUGAGAAUAGCCUGCAAUGCUGCCGAUUGCACAACACUUAAUUAUGGCGGAUCUUGCAAUGAAAUUGGGGCAAAAGGAAACAUCUCAUAUGCAUUCAACAGUUACUAUCAGCUCCAGAUGCAAAAUGCACAAAGCUGUGAUUUCGAUGGGCUUGGUAUGGUGACAUUCCUAGACCCAUCAGUUGGUGAUUGCAGGUUCCCUGUUGGAGUGAAUGAUCAUAAGAGUUCAUUAGCUUUCAGAUCAUGUCAUAGGUGGACCACCAUUUGGACUUCUAUCCUAGGGGGGGUGUGGUUCUUUCUAAUGUUAUGAGAAGUUUCUUUGCAUGAGUUUUUCUCAUCCCCCUGUUCAAGAACUAUAAGCAGUAUUGCACAUAGACAAGAGAAUACAGUUAUUUAGAUAUGUCCAAAAUGUGAUAGCAUAUCGAGUAGGAAACACAGUAGACUCAUGUACUGGAUAUUUAUCCAAUCUUGAAAUUAUAUUGACCUUAUUUUUCUA